Molecule: messenger RNA, 306 nt
Organism: Meloidogyne enterolobii
Lineage: Eukaryota; Metazoa; Nematoda; Chromadorea; Rhabditida; Meloidogynidae
Source: the annotation of a GenBank genome assembly
AUGGCGAACUUAAAAGUACCCAAUUUUUUAACUUUCAGAGGUCAAUUCCAAAAUGAAAUAAAAUGUACUGCUCCAAAUUGUGGUUUUGUUGAUAUUUCAUACGAACCUUUUCUUUCUGUUUCACUCAGUGUUCCUUUACCACGUAAAUACACUGUAAAAUUCAUUACUCAACAUCCUGUGCGUAAAAUCACCCGUUUUAACUUUAACAGUUCGUAUCCAUUUUUGACCGUUAAAGAUAUAAUGGAACAAAUAGAGCAAGUUGUGAAAAUCUCCCCAGUUAAUGUUUGUUUAUAUUUAAUGUUCUAA